Messenger RNA from Cuscuta epithymum, 1725 nucleotides. Lineage: Eukaryota; Viridiplantae; Streptophyta; Magnoliopsida; Solanales; Convolvulaceae. The record is from the annotation of a GenBank genome assembly.
AUAAAAGAAUUUUUUUCUUGUUCCCCAAGCCAGCCUUUCCAAGCUUUUAGCAAACCCAAGAGAAACCCCCUCCAAUUCCUUUCAUUCAGCAUUCCUAAUUUCUCUGGUCUGAUAUUUUGGCAAAGAAGAUGAUGAUGAGCCACUGCGCGAAGAGGCUUGGCCGAUCGGCCCCGCGCUAUUUCUCCACGGCGAUUCUCCGUCCGACGACUACUAUGGCUGCCAGGGGUGCCGGGAUCGGAGGAGUCCGCAGCGCCGCCGCUUUCUUCACUGGGAACCCGGCUAUGGCUUCCGAGGAAGCGCUGGUGACGUGGAUGAGGUUACCUGCCAUGGGAUCCAGAAUGAUGGGCACGGUGGCGCUUGGCGACAAGCAGCAAGACGAUAAGAAAAACGAGCAGAGCGCCGCCGCCAGUACCAGCCCUACUGGUGGGGAAAUUGUUAGUUAUUGGGGCGUUCCGCCGUCGAAAAUUUCCAAAGAGGAUGGCACAGAAUGGAAGUGGAGCUGUUUCAGGCCAUGGGAGACAUACAAGGCCGAUUUGAACAUAGAUCUGAAGAAGCACCAUGUCCCGAUUACAUUCUUAGACAAAUUUGCAUACUGGACGGUCAAGUCUCUCAGAUUUCCCACUGAUAUCUUCUUCCAGAGGAGGUAUGGAUGUCGUGCAAUGAUGUUGGAGACGGUGGCUGCCGUGCCCGGCAUGGUCGGAGGGCUACUGCUUCACUGCAAGUCCCUCCGGCGAUUCGAGCGCAGCGGGGGCUGGAUCAAAGCACUGCUGGAAGAAGCGGAGAACGAGAGGAUGCAUCUGAUGACGUUCAUGGAGGUUUCUCAGCCGCGGUGGUACGAGCGUGCUCUCGUGUUCGCCGUCCAGGGCGUCUUCUUCAACGUCUACUUCCUGACCUACGUCAUGUCCCCCAAGCUGGCUCACCGCAUUGUCGGGUACUUGGAGGAAGAGGCCAUUCAUUCAUAUACAGAGUUUCUCAAGGAGCUUGACAAAGGUAAUAUCGAGAACGUGCCUGCUCCGGCAAUCGCCGUCGACUACUGGCGCCUCCCGCCGAAUUCUACUCUCCGGGAUGUUGUCAUGGUUGUCCGGGCUGACGAGGCCCAUCACCGUGAUGUCAACCACUUUGCUUCUGAUAUUCAUUACCAGGGACAACAACUUAAGGAUUCUCCAGCUCCUCUUGGAUACCAUUAAGGUGUUACUGAACUCAGGUCUGGUCAUCUAUGGCACUACUGAUUGAGGAAUCAGGAACAUUUUCCCUCAAACUUUUUGUGUGGAAUUUUUUGUUUUGCUUUCGGGGUUACUUUAUAUGGAUCAUACACUUCGAAAUGUAUACAGUUAAGGCAUGAAUGUGUUGUGGCUUUGUGAGUGUUAAUAUGUUCUAUCCAAUAAAUUAUUAUCAAGUCUGUGUUACACUUGAUGUUUAAAAAAGCCUUCUCAUCCUCCAGGGUGAUGUGGCGGUGAUGUGGCGGCCCUGAGAAGGUGAUUCACACACAAUAGCAGUCCAUAUCAAUGGCCUAUCCGGAAGGGGCCUAUCUUUCUUUUAGACGCCCCUCUGCCCUCGGGCCUAAUUGUGUAGGGUCACUGGGAUUUUACUCACCCCUUCUGCUAAAGUUUCACCUUAUUCAUCUAGUUCCAAAUCAGGAUCCCGCGUCCCUGUCUUACUUUGGUUCAAGGAGGGUGUUCGUUUACAGUCACCGAAUUAAAAAAUAACUAUGGAAUAUGAAAUCGC